AUGGACGAAUGUAUCAAAGAAGACACAGAGAAGAAGUCGGGUACAGUACAACUUUUUGAAAGGAACGAAUUCCUGGUGGCAUGAAAUAAAGGAUCCCCAGCUUGUAAAAGCACCAAGCCUACCCAUUCAAUACAGUACCAUUCAAAGUGGCAAAGGAGCUAUGUAAGAAUAUACAAAAAUAGGGGAUAAUUUUUGAGAUGGGAGGAGCCCAAAAGAGCUACACCUGUGGUAUAAAAUAGUUAAUACUAUAUAUUGUACAUUAUAACUGUAACAAUAAUUUUAUUAUAUUUUACCUUCUCUUUAGAUAUUGAAGAGGAUGGUUCAGUAAUACUUUUGCAAAUGCUGCUCAAAGAAAAGUCAACAAAUGUUGAGGCAAUUAUUAAACUCUGCUCGGUAUGUUUUGAUAUAUAAUUAUAUUACAGUUUAUCACUCUAUGAAUAUAUCUUAAUCUUUCAGAUGGAAAAUGAGGUUAUCAUUCCAUGUUUCGCACACCAAUAUAGGUUAGGGUUAGGGUUAGGUAUUAGGGUUAGGGGUUAGGUUUAAGGUUGGGGUUAGGGUGUGUAUAUAUGUGUAUGGAGGUAUCUAAUGAACUUUUCAAUACACUAUAAUAUCCAUUACAUAACGUUUACUAUAUUGGUGCGCGAAACAUGGAACGAUUACCGAAAAUGACCUGUGUUGUUUAUAAUUGAGACAUGAAAAUUUAUGAUCAUGAAUCCAUAAACAAUCAAAGGAUGGGUAUUGAAGUCUAGUAAACAACUAACCUUCUUAUCUUUAUCUUAGGACAACGAAUCAAUUGAUGACUUCAUUCAAAAUACAAUUGCACCGAUGUUAAUUGGUGCUGGGCAGUUAGGAAGCAUCACACCUUUAUACCUGGCGUCGGAAGGAGAAAUCAUAAUCAAGUUUUCAAACACAAACCUUAUAAAUGCAGUGGUGGUUCUAAUUCUAUAUUGA
Messenger RNA from Paramuricea clavata, 951 nucleotides. The record is from the annotation of a GenBank genome assembly. NCBI's taxonomy places the organism in Eukaryota, Metazoa, Cnidaria, Anthozoa, Malacalcyonacea, Plexauridae.